AUGUAACACUAACACAAACACUACCGCCAUGUUGAAUUUGAUAAGCGAUUUAUUUUUUGUUUAAUUCCAACAAAAGCAACAGAAACAGUUUUAGACUUUAGAAAUACUAUUUGCUACGAAUUAAGCCUGUUUCAAAGAAUUCAUAGUCGCGUUUACAAAUAAUUGUAACACUCAAUGUGGAUAUAAUGCGUACGAAUUGGCAACCGAGAUUGUAAUUUAAUAUGAAUUUAAUGACGAUUUUUGACAAUUGCACCCAUAGAUUACAUCAAAGAUAGACAAUAUAAAUUACAUGACAAUCGCAAUUGUCAAAAAAGUUGGAAAAUAACAAGUAGUAACCAUAACAGUUCAAAUUAUUAUUGUUAUUGUGAAUAAUAAACAUAAAAUACAAAUAAAAAAUACUAAAAGCAUGAUAAUUCACUAAUCAGAUUAAAAUUUGAUUUGCAAUUACCCUGGGUAUUAUAAAAAAGAAAUAAUGGAACAAACAAUUCUGUUGAACAAAUCUUACAAGCCAGAAUUGUAAAUUUCCAAAUUUGAACAAGCACCCACAGCUUGUUAUAAAAUGAUGUAUUUCAUUGUUUUAAGUAAUUAUUUUGAGGCUUAUUUUCACAUAAAGGUAAUCAUAUUUAAUGAGUGAAACUGUUAGGCCGUUUUGCUGUAAUUCAGCAGGUUGUACUAAAACAUUCACCAAUGAAGAUCACCUACGAGUGCAUGAGAAGAAACAUGAUAUUGGUUUAUAUAUAGGCAUUGAAACUCAGAGCAGUGCAGUAGAUGAGACACCUACACCAACAAGAUUUAUAAGAAAUUGUGAAGAAGUAGGUCUGUUUCAAGAUUUACAAAAUGUAAAUCCUUUUGAUGAAACCUUUCAAAAAGCUGCAGAAUUGGCCAAGUCUGGUUUGUUACAUGUUCCUGAGACCUCAACUGAUGAUAGUUUGCAUACACCUAACGUUCCUGCUCCUCAAGAAAACACUCCAACUUACAGUAACCAUAAAAAAGAAAUUUUAAAAGGUGAAUCUUUUACAUCACACCUAUCCAAAGAUGAAAUUGGAGACAAAGUGGAGAGUAUAUUGUUAGCUUGUUUAACUAAUGAUAAUGCUCAAACAUCAGAAUUAGAUCGUUUAUCAUCCACUCCAUCUCCUGACUGUUUAGUUAUUAAUGACGAUCAUGAUGUCGAUGUUUUAUGUAAGGAUAAUGAAGGUGUAGGAAACAAUAAGCAAAAUGAGACAUCUGCUAAUAAUUCUUAUUAUAAUGUUAAAAAUAAAUUAAGAGAAACUUUAGAAGGUAAAAUAAACAACAAUGGCAGUGUUUAUGAUAUAACUGCACAGAAAAAUAUAGAACUGAAGAUUGAAACAAUUAAGCAAUCUGUUGUAUUUGAUAGUGAAGUUUUUUUGCAAAAACCCAGAGAAAGACAAGCUAAAAAAGAAAUAAAUGUUGGUAACAGUAUAGAUCAAAACCACCUUGCACCUAGAAAAUCUUUGGAUAGAAAAGAGAUGAACAGAGCAGCUCAAUUUAGAAGUCGCCAGAGAAAAAAGCAGUGGAUAAGAAAAAUGGAAAAUGAAUUAGAUUACCUGAAGAAAGAAAAUAAAAAUUUGUGGUUGGAGAAUCAAAAUUUGAAAUUUGAAGUUAGUGCUUUAAAAAAGGUUUUCCUUCUCCACAAGGAUUGCUCUGUAUCUAGAGAUCCAAAAUUUGAUAAAGAAGUAACCAAAAUUUUACAUGAUAUCUAUGGAAAUGCGAAAAAAGAAGCAAUAAGCCCUAAUAAAAAAAUUAAAGUUGCACCCAUCAUGCCAAAUCCACAGCAACAGCCCAAGAACAAAANUAUAAAUCUGAUAAAAAAAAUUUCCGUUUAA
Molecule: messenger RNA, 1844 nt
Organism: Agrilus planipennis (emerald ash borer)
Lineage: Eukaryota; Metazoa; Arthropoda; Insecta; Coleoptera; Buprestidae
Gene: Atf-2
Product: cyclic AMP-dependent transcription factor ATF-7
Exons: 5
Coding region: 627-1844 (405 amino acids)
Biological process (GO): regulation of transcription by RNA polymerase II
Molecular function (GO): DNA-binding transcription factor activity, RNA polymerase II-specific; RNA polymerase II cis-regulatory region sequence-specific DNA binding
Source: RefSeq, a predicted model, not a curated record